Messenger RNA from Euleptes europaea (tarantolino), 1413 nucleotides. It is a transcript of the gene SYT17, whose product is annotated as synaptotagmin 17. The record is from RefSeq and is a predicted model, not a curated record. The transcript has 8 exons. Gene Ontology annotation, molecular function: calcium-dependent phospholipid binding; phosphatidylserine binding; calcium ion binding. Gene Ontology annotation, biological process: regulation of calcium ion-dependent exocytosis; regulation of dopamine secretion; cellular response to calcium ion. Gene Ontology annotation, cellular component: membrane. Bases 1 to 1413 code for a protein of 470 amino acids. Lineage: Eukaryota; Metazoa; Chordata; Lepidosauria; Squamata; Sphaerodactylidae.
AUGGCGUAUGUCCAGUUGGAACCAAUAAAUGAGGGCCUGUUGUCUAGAAUCUCGGACCUCUUGCUGUGCCGAUGGACCUGCGGGAGCUGCUGUCAGACUUGUUACGAUUGUAGCUGCUGCCAAUCGAGCGAAGAUGAAGUGGAAAUCUUGGGGCCUUUCCCAGCACAGACGCCUUCUUGGUUGGUAAGCAACCGAAGCGACGAGAAAGAUGGCGAUUCUGACAACACCACAGCGAGCGAGCCUCCCCCGACGCCUCAGGAAAGACGGAGGUCCUCUUCGGAGACGUCCAAGUCCACUUACAGUCUCGCCAGGCGGAUUUCAAGUCUGGAGCUGAGGCGGCCAAGUUCCCCCUUAAUCGACAUUAAACCCAUUGAGUUUGGGAUUUUAGGAGCCAAAAAAGAAAUAGUCCAGCCUUCCAUCCUGAGGAAACCCUACACUUCCGACGACUACUUCAGGAAGUUUGAGCCGAGGCUGUAUUCCCUUGACUCUAACAGCGAUGACGCGGAUUGUCUGACAGACGAGGAGAUGUUGGCCAAGUACCAACUGGGGAUGCUGCAUUUUAGUACUCAGUACGACCUCUUGCACAAUUACCUGAUCGUCCGGGUCAUCGAGGGCAAGGAUCUCCCGCCUCCGAUUUCCUACGACGGCUCGAGGCAGGACAUGGCUCACUCCAACCCUUACGUGAAGAUCUGUCUCCUUCCGGACCAGAAGAACUCCAAGCAGACGGGAGUCAAGCGCAAAACCCAAAACCCCGUGUUUGAGGAGAGGUACACCUUCGAAAUCCCGUUUUUGGAAGCGCAGAGGAGGACUCUGCUCUUGACCGUAGUGGAUUUUGACAAGUUUUCACGCCACUGCGUCAUUGGGAAAGUGUCCAUGCCCUUGAGCGAGGUGGACCUGGUUAAGGGUGGGCAUUGGUGGAAGGCGCUGGUUCCCAGUUCCCAGAACGUGGAGUUGGGAGAACUCCUCCUCUCCUUGAACUACCUUCCCAGUGCAGGAAGACUGAACGUUGAUAUUAUCAGGGCGAAACAGCUGCUCCAGACGGACAUGAGCCAAGGCUCAGACCCCUUUGUGAAAAUCCAGCUUGUCCACGGGUUGAAGUUGGCGAAAACGAAGAAGACCUCUUUCAUCAAAGGCACCAUCGACCCCUUCUUCAACGAAUCCUUCAGCUUCAGGGUCCCGCAAGAAGAGCUCGAAAAUGCCAGCUUAGUGUUCUCAGUCUACGGGCACAACGUGAAAAGCAGCAAUGACUUUAUCGGGAGGAUCGUGAUCGGCCAGUACUCGACCGGCUCUCCCGAAUCCAAGCACUGGCGACGGAUGCUCAGUUCUCACCGGACAGCCGUGGAGCAGUGGCACAGUCUCCGGUCCAGAGCGGAGUGCGACCGCGUCUCCUCGGCGUCCCUGGAAGUGACGUGA